Molecule: messenger RNA, 723 nt
Organism: Ambispora gerdemannii
Lineage: Eukaryota; Fungi; Glomeromycota; Glomeromycetes; Archaeosporales; Ambisporaceae
Source: the annotation of a GenBank genome assembly
AUGUCUGGAACAACGACGACAGUAACAUCAAAAGCAGCAAGUCUACUACCAACAUAUUAUCAAAAUACAACAACAAAAAAUCAUAAUCAACAAAAAAAAGAACAUUAUUUAUUCUUAAAACAACAAGAACAAGAACAACGAAUAAUAACGAUAUUUGAUGAUGCAACAUGGAAAACUAAAAAGCAUCGAGUACUCUUAGCAACACUUGCGCUUUUCUUAUGUUCUUUAUGGUUCGUCUCUCAUUUCAAUGGAGCAGGAUUUGAUAUUAAUUCAUUAAAAAAAUAUCAAGACAAUGCUGCUGCAAUGGCUGCUGCUAGUGUUAUGGGUGACGGAGCGGAAGAAGGAAUUCAUGGAUUAGAAGUACAAUCUCAUGGUUUCUCUGGUCCAUUAGGCCACCAUCACGAACAAGAAAUUGACGACAUAAUUCAUGAUAAUCCAGUUGUAAUAUUCAGUAAAACUUAUUGUCCAUAUUCCCGACGUGCAAAGCAUAUUCUUGCACAAUACGGUGUAGAACCACACCCAUAUAUUGUUGAAGUGGAUGCAAGAGAUGAUUCGGAAGAAGUAAAACUGGCGUUAUUUAAAUUCACUUAUCAGGCCACUUUUCCUAAUAUUUUCGUGGAUGGGUGGUCAAUUGGUGGCAGUGAAGAAGUAGCAAUUCUACAUGCUAAUGGGAAAUUGAAGGAUUUAUUAAUUGAUGCGGGUGUGUUAGCUGAAGAAAAAUAG